Molecule: messenger RNA, 675 nt
Organism: Paramecium tetraurelia
Lineage: Eukaryota; Ciliophora; Oligohymenophorea; Peniculida; Parameciidae
Exons: 1
Molecular function (GO): GTPase activity; GTP binding
Source: RefSeq, a predicted model, not a curated record
AUGGAUAAUGAAUAAGAAGUGGCUAUUAAACUUGGAAUUGUUGGAAACCAAGGAGCAGGUAAGACAUCCUUAAUUUUGAGAGUGGCUGAGAAAAAAUUUUGUGGAAAUUAGAAUUGUGGAGUCGCUGUGGAUUUUAGAUCAAUAAGAGAUUACAAGCUAAAUGGAAAACGUGUUAAUCUCAAUAUUUUCGAUAUUGCUGGUCUGGCUAGAAAUUCUGAUUUAGCACUUUCAUUCAUAAAAGAUGCUUCCGCAUUGGUUCUGGCAUUUAGCUUACCAGAGUAGGAAUAUUAUGAGAAUUAAGAAGGUUAAUUAAGUGAAUAACUUGAAGUACAAAUUCAAAAUUGGACUGAUAAAAUUUAUGAUAAUUCUUCUGAAAAUACUCCUGUGUUUAUUGUGGGAUGCAAGCUUGAUUUAGUUAAGGAUUAAAAAAGAUUAAUUCCAGCCCUUGAUGAGAAUUUAUAAGAAAUUCUAAAAAAAUGUAAAAAAGUCAACAUCAUCAACAACUCAGAUAAAAACAUGAUCUUCUUUCCAACUUCGGCACUUUCAGGUAAUGGAGUUGAUAAGUUAUUCUAAAAAUGGUCUUCUGAAGCUUCUAAAAUCAAAAAAAGUCAUGGAUCGACUCUCAAAACGAAAUCUCAUUUGAAGAAGGAAAAUUAGAAAGAAUAAUGUUGUUGA